Molecule: messenger RNA, 960 nt
Organism: Fusarium vanettenii 77-13-4
Lineage: Eukaryota; Fungi; Ascomycota; Sordariomycetes; Hypocreales; Nectriaceae
Exons: 7
Coding region: 22-906 (294 amino acids)
Molecular function (GO): methyltransferase activity
Source: RefSeq, a predicted model, not a curated record
AGAGAGGCUGCAACUGAUGGCAUGUCGCUGAGGUCCUCCAUUCUAAACUACAAGUGGGAAAAUUCGCGACGCUACCAUGCCUACAAAGAUGGCUCUUACUGGGCCCCUAAUGAUGAACAACAACAGGACGCCGAAGACUUGAUGCACGAGCUAUACCGAGUCGUCCUCGACGGAAAACUAUGCGACGCUCCAAUUGGCGAUUAUCCCCAAGUAAGUUUCCCUCUCCCUCUGGGCCACCCGCCUGAAUUCGCAGACGAGCAUCCAUCUGCCGCCGUCCUCGGCAUUGACCUAUCCCCGAUUCAACCUAACUUUGUCCCACCCAACUGCCGGUUCAAGGUCGACGACGUCAACGACGACUGGACAUUCGGCGAGAACCACUUUGACUUUAUCCAUAUCCGAGCCCUGAUCGGCUGUGUCCCAGACUGGGUAGAGCUUCACAGAAAAAGCCUAAGGUCUCUCAGGCCCGGCGGUUGGGUAGAGCAGGUGGAAUUAUCAGCCAUCGCUCAGUCAGAGGAUAACACCAUCAGACCAGACUCUCCGUUGGUUACCUGGAAGGAAAUAUUCGAGGAGGUAGGGAAAUUGACAGGCAAGACCUUUAUGGCGUGUGAAACCGUCGGCGAUGCCAUCAGAGAAGCCGGCUACGUCAACGUCACCGAGCGACGGAUCAAGCUACCGAUAGGCAUGUGGCCUAAAGAUAAACAACUAAAGCAAUGGGGUGCGUGGAAUCGCCAAUACCUUCUCCAAGGGCUGGAGGGCUUUUCCAUCCGGGGGUUGACGGAAUUGCUGGGGUGGAGUGUUGAAAGAGUACAAGAGUUCUUGGAUGAGAUGCAGAGGGAACUUUUGGAUAGUCGCGUUCACUCAUAUCUUGAGCUGUGCGUCGUGUUUGGUCAAAAACCGGAAGAAUAAUUGGCACUGCUGGCCUUGGCUUGGUCCAGCAUGGUAAACCAGAAGAGGAACAUG